ACCAAGCUUUAUAAUUUUUGACAGAAUAUGGAAGCUGGCCAGACUAGCGAUAUCGCUGAGACACCACCAGCAAAUCCGGCUCCGUCUGAGUUCAGACGAGUUGAUGUAAGCGAAACCAGCUUUACAACACUCUAUGAUGGAUCAGAGAAAGACGGGAAAGAUGCGAUAGUCGAUAUCAUCUUUGUUCAUGGACUCGGCGGUAACCCAGAGACGACGUGGUCCACCUCAAAGCCAUCGCACGAAACAUUCUGGCCGGCCGAAUUUCUCCUCGCUGCGUUUCCUUGCACUCGUAUUCUCACCUGGGGAUAUGACUCAAAAGUAACCCUCUUCUUUUCGGGCUCCGUAGACCAGGGUAGCUAUUACUCUCAUACAAAAGAUUUACUCUAUGACGUCAAUGAUAUUAGGGCAACCAAUAGUAGACCUAUCGUCUGGAUUGCUCACAGCUUGGGAGGUAUCAUUGUGAAAGAGGCCCUCCUUCGUGCACAAUCUGGCUUGGGAGAUAAUUCACUAAAGGAUAUAUAUGACUCCACCAAACAAGUUCUAUUUCUUGGUACACCGCAUCGCGGAAGCUCUAUGGCGUCGUGGGGCAUCCUAGCUGAGCGAAUUGUUAAAGCUGCCGGGUUCGAUACGAAUGCUGUGAUCUUAAAACAGCUUACGACCCAGAGCCCAGCGUUAGGGAACCUCAACGAACGAUUCAUCAGCCUCUUAAGGAGUCAAGAUUUUGAUGUUGUAACAUUUCAGGAAGCUAAGGGAAUGGAAGGCAUGCGUGGUCUUAAUGGCAAGGUUGUAGAAGAUUUUUCUUCCACCAUUGCUGAUGAACGACAAAGGACUAUCCCAGGAAAUCACAGCGAGAUGUGUAAAUUUUCGAGCAUACAGGAGACUGGGUAUCGCCGCAUUGAAGCGGAACUACGCAGAGUUAUUCUCAAGAUCCAGGAAAUAGCAGGAAAUGGGGCGUUGGCGCAAGCAGGAAGUUCGUCCACAUUUCGGUCACAUUAA
Messenger RNA from Hyaloscypha bicolor E, 996 nucleotides. RefSeq lists its product as uncharacterized. Lineage: Eukaryota; Fungi; Ascomycota; Leotiomycetes; Helotiales; Hyaloscyphaceae. The coding region runs from base 28 to 996 and encodes 322 amino acids. The record is from RefSeq and is a predicted model, not a curated record. The transcript is spliced from 6 exons.